UCGUCUCCUCCAAGCUGAUGCUUUCUUCCAUAGACAUCGCGAGUGGUAGUUGACUGAGAGAGUCAGUGAUUACGUUAUCAUACACCUUCCUCUUUCGUCCCCCCAACCGAGCUCGUGAACAUGCCCUUCCUCGGCGCGUAUCGCACACUUCAACGGCAUGCGCACGAAAGCCCCGUCAUUUUCUUCUCUUGUGUCAUCGGCCUCACCGGACCCGCCAUGAUGCUCGUCGUCCCACCAAUCCGAGAGCGCCUGGGAUACAAGCCGUCCCCGCCCAUCCCCAAUUCUUACCCGCGUACUUCCCCAGCGACCACGGAGAGCAGUGCAAGGUUACGACGACGAAUAGACGACCUGGCUGGACUCCAGUGGGAUGAAAUAGAAAGAUGCGGUGGAGAUUCUCUCGGGGUUCCAAUACAAAACUGUCGCCUACCCGAAUCGAAUCUCACUGUUUUGUUGCAUGGUCGUGCUGCUAAUCUGGCAGUUCAGAAUCUUCGAGUCAUGCGGUCCUCAAUGAAUUUGGUGACUCUUACCGCUCGGAUUCACGUCUCUGGCUAG
This is a messenger RNA of Mycena citricolor, 552 nucleotides long. NCBI's taxonomy places the organism in Eukaryota, Fungi, Basidiomycota, Agaricomycetes, Agaricales, Mycenaceae. The record is from the annotation of a GenBank genome assembly.